AUGCCCACAGAGUUAUGUCAUUUCCACGUAUUCGUUGGAGACUUGAGUCCAGACGUUGAACCGCAGCACCUGCAGGAAGCUUUCGCGCCCUUCGGCGAAACAUCAUCCAGAGAGGAGGUUAAAAAAUUAACACUCUUAGAACAAAUAACGACACUAAAGCCCUUGCAGCAUAAACACGCCAAGUUAUACGCAGACGUGUGUUGGGGUGUUUAUAUGUGCGAGUGCAUACAUAGACAAGUUUUCACUGCUGUUGCGGCUGUGGUUGUUAACGCUGGGGUUGACGUGGUUGUUGACGCUGUGGUAGCUGCUGUCGGAGCUACUGGUGUAGCUACAGUUGACUUUUUUGUACUUUAUGUUACGUGGGUUAAGUAUGAUGUGGUUGCUUCUGAUUUUUACUGCCAUAAAAUAUUUUUUAAAUCCAUGGCUCUCAAAAUUUUUCCACCUCCAAGGCCUCUGCCUCUUGGGCCCCCUAGACCCGUCCCUGGUUGUGUCUCUGCUAAAAUCCGCUCCUGA
Molecule: messenger RNA, 513 nt
Organism: Helobdella robusta
Lineage: Eukaryota; Metazoa; Annelida; Clitellata; Rhynchobdellida; Glossiphoniidae
Exons: 6
Coding region: 1-513 (170 amino acids)
Molecular function (GO): nucleic acid binding
Source: RefSeq, a predicted model, not a curated record